AUGAGUUCCCGCUCUGAGGAUGUCCAUCAUAUGGUGGACGAAAGCUCAGCCCAUGUCCACCCGAAACGAAGGAGUAUGUCUCGGAGACUGCGUCAACGUGAACGUAGUAAAGCCAAACGGCUGCAGUUCGACGGGAUUCAGCCGACAUCUUCUGGAUCAUAUGAAAAGCAUCCAUCUGUCUAUCGCUAUUUGGUCUACAUCAAAUUCAUGAGAUUUACCAACGCUUCAAAAUCCAUAUUGGAGCUAAAUAAAUUCCAAUUAUCAAGCGCCUACCCUGAACUCUCCCGAACUAGAUUGGCCCACUUUGGUUUUGAUCACUUCGACUCGAUUCCAUUCGCAGAAUUCCCCCCUCAUCCGAGUGGUAAGUGGCUGGUCCAGGCUUCUCUUAGGUUGCCUUACCUACCACCGGUCCAACGUCGCUCCACUUCAGGCCUGAUUGAGCAAGGGGGUGGGGUGAAGGUGGAGCAUCAAUCAUUUGGUGCCAAGGUAAUUGAUACUCGGUAUGCUCAACGUCACAAGAAUAUUAUCGAGGUCGAAGGUGAGAAUAUGUCUGAGCCUAGAUUUAGACGUAAUGUGAGUAAGGCCUGCUUCUUCUCAAAUCCACGUCUGCCUUGUACCAUAGUAACUCCAAGUCCGCAGGGGCAGCCUAUUCAUCUUUGUAGUUUAAGUUCAAAGCCCACCGGAGCUCAUGACUGCAUUAGCUCCCUCUGCAUUAUGAUCCAUUUUGGCCAUUCAGAGUAUUGCGAAAUUCCCUUUCAAAGUUGA
Protopolystoma xenopodis is the source of this 765-nucleotide messenger RNA. The record is from the annotation of a GenBank genome assembly. NCBI's taxonomy places the organism in Eukaryota, Metazoa, Platyhelminthes, Monogenea, Polystomatidea, Polystomatidae.